Molecule: messenger RNA, 438 nt
Organism: Papaver somniferum (opium poppy)
Lineage: Eukaryota; Viridiplantae; Streptophyta; Magnoliopsida; Ranunculales; Papaveraceae
Product: cytochrome b561 and DOMON domain-containing protein At3g07570-like
Exons: 2
Coding region: 1-438 (145 amino acids)
Source: RefSeq, a predicted model, not a curated record
AUGUUUGUUGAUUGGAGCUAUGUUGCUAGGUACUUGAGAGAAAAGGAUCCACUUUGGUUCUAUUUACAUGCUUGUAUACAAGUUGUUGGAUUCAUUCUUGGAGUUUCUGGUAUCAUUACUGGACUUGUACUAGAAGAUGUUCUCUCUGCUUCAGUUGAUCGUCACAAGACUAUUGGUAUCUUUGUUAUCAUUUUCGGAUGCCUACAGGUGAUUGCAGUUUUGGCUAGACCCAAAGUGGACUCCAAAUACAGAUUUUACAGGAAUAUAUAUCACUGGACUGUAGGAAGGACAAUGAUAAUCCUUGCAGCCGCAAAUGUGUUUUACGGACUCAAGUUAGCAGGCGAACAUAAAGGAUGGACUGCUGGAUAUGCAGUUGCUCUUUCAAUCUUGAUUGCUACUGCAUUUGGGUUGGGAAUAAGAAUGAGGAUGAGAAAGUAG